Molecule: messenger RNA, 576 nt
Organism: Kuraishia capsulata CBS 1993
Lineage: Eukaryota; Fungi; Ascomycota; Pichiomycetes; Pichiales; Pichiaceae
Exons: 2
Coding region: 1-576 (191 amino acids)
Source: RefSeq, a predicted model, not a curated record
AUGAACCUGGAACUGAGCCCUUGUCUGACUGACGAAUCUGGCCUGAGAUUUCUGGUGACUUGUGGUUUGUUCACGCCCAUGGUUUUGCACCGAUUCGGUAUCGACAACAAAGAUCUCAGUUUUGGUCCAGUCUUGCUGAACCAACUUGUUCAAAUAGGAGUCCGGAUCGACAUUUCCAUGGGUGGUUCACCAAAAAGUCCAACAUUUGAACUGGUUGAGCUUGUGAACUAUCUUAUGGUAUCCAAUGCGAUGGCUCUAGAAACACAAUUUCCGAUGGUGUUUUCGUUCCAUGCCCGCAAGCUAUUUCGUGACAACUUUGACUACCUAUAUUCAAUAAGCAGUUCUCUCAGCGGCCAGCAGUCUAACGAGGAGAUAAAUCAUGGCUUUCUGCUGCAAAUCUCAAGACAGGUGACCGAGGGGCAGAACAUGAUUCAGAUCAUGGCCACAUUGUCAAACUCUGCCCAAGGAAGACUCAAAUACCUGCUCAUGAAACGGAAGAAAUCCGGAGACGGCGACGAGAUUUGUGCUGGUCAGGUACUCAAUUUGGCCGUGGCAAAGGAGGUAUUGCGGCUAUAA